Molecule: messenger RNA, 1010 nt
Organism: Rhodotorula graminis WP1
Lineage: Eukaryota; Fungi; Basidiomycota; Microbotryomycetes; Sporidiobolales; Sporidiobolaceae
Exons: 4
Coding region: 1-987 (328 amino acids)
Biological process (GO): nuclear polyadenylation-dependent rRNA catabolic process; nuclear mRNA surveillance; exonucleolytic trimming to generate mature 3'-end of 5.8S rRNA from tricistronic rRNA transcript (SSU-rRNA, 5.8S rRNA, LSU-rRNA)
Cellular component (GO): nuclear exosome (RNase complex); cytoplasmic exosome (RNase complex)
Source: RefSeq, a predicted model, not a curated record
AUGGCCGCCACCUUUUCCCUCUUCUCGCCCUCGGAGCUCUCGUUCGCCCAGGUCCCGCUCGCCCACUCGGCCGCAACCUCGAACCCGCUCGACGACCCACCGCUCCGCCUCGACGGCCGCACCCCGCUCCAGUACCGCGACAUCGUCCUCGAGACCAACGUCUCGCACGCCCAGGGCGCCCUCGGCAGCGCGCGAGUCUCGCUCGACGACGCGGCCGGGUCGGGAGGCGGCGGCACGACCGAGGUCUACGCCGGCGUGAGGGGCGAGAUCGAGUCGAUGGAGGCCGGCAGCGCAGGUGGCAGGGUCGUCGUCAGCCUCGAAUGUGCCCCGACAGCGCUUCCCGCACUCAAGCCCGACCUCCCUCAGCACCUCGCCUCGCUCCUCACCACCCUCUUCUCGCCCUCGGCCCUCCCACCCUCCCUCCUCUCCCAGCUCGUCGUCCUCCCCGGCUCAAAGUCGUGGACGCUCUACCUCGACGUCCUCGUCCUGUCGGCCUCGGGCGGCAACGCGUCCGACGCGGCGCUCCUCGCCGCGCGCGCCGCACUCGCGAGCACGCGCCUCCCGCCGACGCGCAGCAUCGGGUUCGACGACGCGGGCGAGGCGACCGAGGGCAAGGACGGCAUGACGGUCGACGAGGGCUUCAGCGGCUUGGUCAAGGGCGGCAAGAGCGGCGUCAAGGCGGUCGACUUUGAGCUCGUCGACGGCGGCGAGCGAGGGGUGCGCCUCGCUGGGUGGGAGGACCUUCCCGUCGGCUUGACGCUCAACCUCAUCAACCAGCUCCCGCACCUCGACGCGACCGUCCUCGAGGAGGCCGCCUCGUCGUCGCAGCUCCUCGCAGGCUUCACGCCCUCGGGCGCCGUGUGCGGCCUCGUCCAGCUCGGCGAGGGCGAGGUCGAGUUUGCGCGUGUCAUGCCCCUCGUCUCGGAGGCGGGCAAGUACGCGCAGGAGCUGUUGCGGACUGUCAAUGCCAAGCUGCGCGACGCCUGAAGGCGCUCGCAUCUUUCCUCGCG